AGUUGCUAUAUGGUAGCCAUUAUUAUAAGAAUGAUAAAAAUAUAUGUAUCAUUCUAAUUAGAUAAGAAAGAUACACUAGAAUUCAGAGAUACCUUCUGGCUACUAAGAAUUCUAGUAGAUAAAGGUAGGAAAACCUUCCCAGAUAUUUUUUUCACUCUCAAAUGUGAAAAAUCAGUCUUCAGUUCAUCAGAUGGGAGUAUCUUGAGAGAGAAAGAAAAGGAAUAUUCACAAUUUUCUGAUUAUUACCCAUGAGAAAUGUUUUGGAGAGUAAGAGUACUCUCGUCUUAGAAAUCAGAGGUUCCAUUCACAAAACAGAAUCAAUUAUUGGCAUAGCUAGGAAAAUGAAAGGUAUCAUGCAGUAUGUAAAUCAGUGCUGUUAAUUUGGCUUUAAGUAGUAAGUGUGAUCUUGUGUCCUACACCUGCAGUCUUUAAGCAGCACCAUUAUAAAGCUUCUAAAAGCUGAUGUGAAUAUAUAUAAACAGGCUUCUCAAUCUCAUCUACCUCUACAGUCAGCAAAUUAAAAUUGAUUUUUUUAACUGUAAGUAGUAAAAAAUUUCAGCAUCCUUUUUUUUCCCCCGGUUUUAAGUGGCAAAAUCUGACUUUUGUCGCCUGCUGGAAAUAAGCAAACUGUUGCUCUACUAGAUCUUACAGCCUUCUUUCCAGUUCUGUUCUGCAACUUCUUAAACAACAAAAACAGACAAACAGAAGUCCUCAAGUUUUCAAGUGAUAGCACUGGGAUUUGAUGUCUGAAAGAAUCUUUCUUAACAGCUUGCUUAGAUGAAGCUACAGGCUCUGCAGGCUCUUGAGUAAGCUCCUUAAGAAAUGGUUGCUCCUUGAUUUUAUUUUUUUGGGGGGGGGAAUGGGAAGUUUAGUACUCGUACAGAAAACACAAAAGGCAGAUCGAAUGUGUACCCCAGGAUCAUUUCUCCAGCGGUGGCCAAAAGUGAGUGCCUGGGGAGGAACAGAAGAAUGAGGCACUCCUUGAUUUUUCCCGAGUGCUUUUGGAGCCCCCAGAUAUGUGCUACUCAAACAUUCUGAAUCGUGGCAAAAAAUAGCAGAUAGUAAUGGUCAGGAGCUUUUGGGUAAACAGGAUACUGGUGCACAGGAUUCUUUCUCUGCUGACCCAGGUAACAACAUGUUCAGUAAAUGGCAAAGAUGUUUUCUGAGGAAAGCAACAAAUUGGUCGUGUUUUUAAUAGGAAUGUUAAAUAUUUAAGCAAGGAAGGACACCUUAUUUAAAAUAAAUAAAUAAAUAAGUAGAAAAUUAAAAAAGUGAAGUGAGAUGGGAAGAGAAUUUGAGAAGUUUAAAGAGAAACACCAUUUGUUUUGUCAACUUCCAAAUCAGUGUGAAAAGGAAGCUAGGUCAAGACAGGUCACAUCUGGGCUCAGACUAAGAAAGCUGCUUUCUAUUUCGGGAAGUUCAGGAGGAGAUGAGAGACAUCAUCUAAUUAUGAAAUGAAGCAGCAGAAUUUGUGUUGUAUUCAGUGUGCAUCUUUUGGCAAAAAUACUUUAAAACACUUCCCCUGACACGUGUUCUAUUAACAUAUUUUUCUGCAGCUAGAAAAGUAUGGAAAGGAUCAUCUUUGAAGUUAAAGGCAGGUAAUGGCUAAAGGAUGUUCCUGUGCUUUUCAUCCUUUUUGGAAAGAACAUACUGUGUUGAAGCUAUUUCUGAGUGUCAUUAACUUUUUUUGACAGAUCAGUUUGGAUAAUAUUUGCUUGCUCUGACUGUGGGCUUCACAAGGUAUUUGAUCAACAAUUGUGCUUUCAGCUUUUUUUUUCUUUCUGGAAGUAAAGGCAAAACGAUGAUUCACUUUCUGGACUCAUGUUUGGACCUAACUUGUCUUCUUUCCCAAUCCAUGAAAAUAGCAAGCUUAAAAAAUCAGCAUUUAAAGCAUUUGGCAUAAACAAAGCUUAUAGUUUGUACGGAGAUAUGAGAAAAGAGUUCAAUCUAGUUUGGGUAGAAAACAAAGUGUGUGCAGAGGUUUAAUAAACCAGUCAGCUGCUGGAAUAGAGAUGAUGAAUUCUUGGCAAUAGCAAUCAAAUGAUCAGUCUUAAUUGCAAGAUACUGCCCAGACACAGAACCACCAGAACACAUUGUCCAGAUUUGCCAAAAUCUUCGUAUGUUUGAAAUGUUUCCUGUCUUCUGCCUGUGGUACAAAGCAGUUCCCACCCACUUGACGUUGUAGGCUAAAUGAUUUACAUGCAUUGGCUGUUGGUGGUGGAACAAUCUGCCUGGACGUUAAAGCAGUUCAUAGGACGAGAGGCCAUCCUUGUUUGUUUUUUUUUUUUCACUGCUUAAUUUCAGCCUACUCCUUUAAAUGGGUGCAAUAUUCUUUCUCUUAGCUAAAAUUGGUUAGAGAGUCUUAUGCAAAAUAUAUGCUCUGUGUACUUCAUGUAUGUGGUGGAAUGCCUGCGAAAGCUAUCUGGUCCCUCUGUCUGAACAGCAAGAGAUGACUCUGAUUUGAAGUAGGCCAGAACUGAGGGAUGUUGAGGCAGAACCUGGAUGGGGCUGUUAACACUACAGAUGGUAAUGCCUUACAAGCCACUUCCUGUGUAGUGGAAGGGAGGCAAGUUGUUCCAGCCCAGAAAUUGCUUUAGUAGUGUCAGAGGAAUUCAGCCCAGUCCCCAGAAGUCUUUCCUUUAAUUGGAGAAGUCUUACUCCUGCCCACCCACCCCCAUUUCCUGUGCGCAACAGUCAUAGAACGGUUUAAGGGUUUUGAUUCUUGAGUUUUUAGCAGACAUACCUUUUUCUUCUUGACAACUGGCUGAAGUACGUUCCUUUAAGAUCCUCCUACACGAAGUUACCAGGAGAAGCAGAAUAAAACCAAAUAACUCCACCAGAAUGACCAGCAAUCACUCAGAGUGCCAUUACUGCCUGCAGUCUCUCCGUGGAAGGAAAUAUGCAUUAAGGGAAGAAAAUGCUUAUUGUGUUAGAUGCUACGACAGCCUAUUUGCCAACCCCUGUGAGGAGUGCAAGCAACCUAUUGAAUGCGAUUCCAAGGAUCUGGCUUACAAAGGCCGCCACUGGCAUGAGAGGUGCUUCAAGUGCACCAAAUGCAGCCGCUCUCUGGUAGAGAAACCAUUUGCUGCCAAGGAUGAGCUCUUGCUCUGUACUGAAUGCUACUCCAAUGAGUAUUCAUCAAAGUGUUUCCACUGCCAGAAGACCAUUAUGCCUGGUUCCCGUAAAAUGGAAUUUAAGGGCAGUUCCUGGCAUGAAUCCUGUUUUGUUUGUCAGUAUUGCCAGCAACCACUGGGAACAAAACCACUGAUCACCAAAGACAAUGAGAAUUACUGCGUACCCUGUUUUGAGAAACAAUUUGCUCAUCAUUGCUACUCUUGCAAAAAGGUAAUAACUUCUGGGGGAGUGGCCUACCACGACCAGCCUUGGCAUAAAGAGUGUUUUGUGUGUGCUGGAUGUAAAAUUCAGCUGUCUGGGCAAAGGUUUGUUUCCAGAGAUGAGUAUCCAUACUGUGUAGACUGUUUCAGCAAGUUUUAUGCUAAGAAGUGUGCUGCUUGCAAGAAACCUAUUACAGCUCUUGGAGGUGCCAAAUUUGUCUCAUUUGAAGAGCGUCAGUGGCAUGAAGAAUGCUUUAAGUGUGCAAGAUGCUCAGCCUCACUGGUGGGCCAAGGAUUCCUCACCAAGCAGGAUGUGGUCCUUUGCCAUGAAUGUGGUUCUUUGUAGUUCUGUGGAGAGCUAUAAAGAUGCAUUAUUCUCACUGUAUAACCAUGUAUUUUGUUACUCUGCAGUAAGAAAAUCAUCUAAAAGGUGUAUCGCUUAUUAAGUAAUUCAAGUGACUUUCCAACAGCAGUUUAAUUCCAUCACGGUUCUGAACUGCUUGUUAUAAAAACAAAUAAAUAAUCAGCCACACACUGCCUCAGAAAACAGUGCAGAAAAGAUUAGUAUAUAUUUUAAAUGUAACUGCAGUAUGUUUCUCUUUGUAACACACUGCACUCUGCUGUUAGAAACUUUAUCUUUCAUUUCCCAUGAACCAAGGAGAUGUAUAGAAAAUCUAUGUAACAUAUGUCUACUUAUGAGGCAUUAGCAUUGCAAGUGAGGAGAAGGUACGUGUACACAAAGAGACACCAAGUCAGGGAAAUCCAUUCCAGGGCCAGAGAAAGAGAUAAAAGGUCUUUUUCCUCUCUUUAUUGGUAUUGUUGAGAGUUCUCAUCAGAAAAAUAGAAUUUCCAAUAACUUUAUUCAUCCAAAAAAACUAAACGAUAGGUCCUUUCCCACAAGUGGUUAAUUGCACUUUAUUUUUCAGGCAUAAAUGUUUUAGAACACAAACAAACUCUUUUUUAUUUUUUUUUUUAACCUACUGUAAGAGGUACCAAUUGCCUGAGGUUGGACAGUGGUAAUGUAUAGUUUCCAGUAUUAAAAAUGAUUUAAAACUCUGUCUCCAUUAUCUUCUCUAGGUCUUCAAGUGCACUCUUAAAAUAUAGUUUCUCUUAUUUGAGGCAAGAGCCAACACACUGUUGUUCCUUUAAACUUACAUUUUUCCUCCCUUCAACAGUCAUUUGCCAUCAAUUAAAAUACUGAUAAUGGCUUUACCAUUUCUGCACUACAGUCUUUUAUUCACAGUCUACUCCUUUUCUUGUAAAUGUCUGCUGUCUGUAGCAGGCUAUCAGCUGUUCAGAGCCAAUACCCAUUCAUUCUGCCAUGUGCCAACAUGCAUUUGCCAAUAUUAUGUCAAGAAUUUGUAACAUUGCCAUCUCAAGGUAGGCAGUGCUCACAUGUAGUACAAAGCAUUAGUUUCUCUUUCCUCAGCUCAAGCUAUAUGCACACUGUAUGUUACAAUGGCCUGACUCAUGCUGCAGUACCUCUCCCAGGCCGUGGUGUAUGGUACCAUGAUUCUGAGCCUAUUAGAAGUGCUUUAUUCCUCAUCUCAUUAUUCUCUGUCUGAAAAUCAUUCUCUCGACUCUGAUGUUGAAUGCUUACAGUUAUUUGGCUGACUUGAGAGUGCUUUAUUCAUACUGAAUUAUGUAGAUGCUGCUUCAGGUAGAAAAAAAUAGAAAAAAAGUAGUUGUAAGCAUAGGUAGGGCAGAGUUGUAUAGCAGUGGCAUAAAAUCAACAGGUGCAUAGCAAUCUGUUUCCCAAUCAAUAAAGUAUUAAUCUUCUGCUA
This is a messenger RNA of Centrocercus urophasianus (Greater sage-grouse), 5119 nucleotides long. RefSeq names its product four and a half LIM domains 5 (gene FHL5). Gene Ontology annotation, cellular component: nucleus; Z disc. Gene Ontology annotation, biological process: positive regulation of transcription by RNA polymerase II. Lineage: Eukaryota; Metazoa; Chordata; Aves; Galliformes; Phasianidae. The transcript is spliced from 8 exons. Gene Ontology annotation, molecular function: transcription coactivator activity. The coding region runs from base 2842 to 3681 and encodes 279 amino acids. The record is from RefSeq and is a predicted model, not a curated record.